Messenger RNA from Histoplasma mississippiense, 912 nucleotides. RefSeq names its product pyruvate dehydrogenase kinase. The record is from RefSeq and is a predicted model, not a curated record. Gene Ontology annotation, cellular component: cytoplasm. NCBI's taxonomy places the organism in Eukaryota, Fungi, Ascomycota, Eurotiomycetes, Onygenales, Ajellomycetaceae. Bases 1 to 912 code for a protein of 303 amino acids. The transcript is spliced from 3 exons. Gene Ontology annotation, molecular function: phosphoribosylaminoimidazolesuccinocarboxamide synthase activity. Gene Ontology annotation, biological process: 'de novo' IMP biosynthetic process.
AUGGCCGAGCCAAUGACCACCAGCAAUCUGCAGGAUAUCCUCCCCCUCGUCGCGCGGGGUAAAGUGCGUGACCUGUACGAAGUUGACCAGCAAACCCUCCUCUUCGUAGCUACGGACCGCAUCUCCGCCUACGACGUAAUUAUGGCAAAUCCAGUCCCCAAUAAAGGCACCCUGCUCACCCUCCUGACAACCCACUGGUUCAAAAUACUUACCACCGCCAUUCCGACUCUACGCACGCACUUCCUCACGCUCGACCUACCCCCACAGAUUCCGGAAUCACUGCGACCGGCCCUACAAAACCGCUGCAUGCAAGUGCGCAAGUUAAAGGUAUUCCCCAUUGAAGCCAUUGUAAGGGGCUACAUCACCGGUUCAGCCUGGAAAGAAUAUCAACAAUCUGGCUCUGUGCAUGGUAUGAAGAUGCCGGAGGGCUUGAAGGAAAGCCAGCGAUUUCCUGAUGGACCCAUAUAUACGCCCAGCACCAAGGCGGAGCAGGGAGAGCAUGAUGAGAAUAUUCAUCCUGAUCAGGCUGUAACCCUCCUCGGCCCCAAAUACGCUUCCAUAAUAUCUUCCCUGGCCCUAAAACUCUACGAAACCGCCCACGCCCACGCACUCGCGCAGGGCCUCAUCAUCGCAGAUACAAAAUUUGAGUUCGGGUUGGACACGGAGAAGGACGAAGUGGUAUUGGUUGAUGAGGUCCUGACGCCGGACUCGUCGCGGUUCUGGUCUGCUGCGAACUAUGAGGUUGGCAAGUCGCAGGAGAGUUUUGAUAAGCAGUUUUUGCGGGAUUGGCUGGUCAAGAGUGGGCUGAAGGGCAAAGAUGGGGUGAGUAUGGAUGAAGAGGUAGUUAGGAGGACCGGAGAAAAGUAUCGGGAGGCGUAUGAAAAGAUCACGAGUGAUACUUACGCCGUCUAG